AUGGCCCUCGCCGUCAAUGGAAGCCGCUGCGCAAGCGCGACAUUCGGGACCCCUAUACUGCUAGGGGCCAGUAUUCUCGCGGUGCAAGCUAACCUGGUGGAAGACUACAGCUUCGACGUUCCGAAGGGAUGGACCUACUCUCAGCCGGCCCUCGACGUUGAGAACGCCACCUUUUGCAACGUCACCGUUACCUACACGCACCCAGGACAGAACGACACCCUCACGGCCGAGGCCUGGCUACCACCCAUAGACCGCUACAACGGUAUCUUGCAGUCAGUCGGCGGAGGUGGCUGGAACCCCGGCCGCUUCAUACUCAGCUACGCAGCCAUGAUCAACGCCGUUGCCAACGGCUACGCGACUGUCACCACCGACGCCGGAAUCCCUACUACCUCGAACCCCAUCGACUGGCUGCUUAAAAGCCCGGGGAGCUUAGACACCAACGCUCUGCAAAACUUUGGUCAGGUCUCCCUGAAUGAUGAGGCUAUUAUAACGAAACAGCUUAUUGAAAGCUUCUACGGCAAGCCUCCUGCGCGAUCCUAUUGGAAUGCCUGCUCCCAGGGCGGCCGUCAGGGCCUCAAACUGGCGCAGCAAUACCCAGACGCCUACGACGGCAUCAUGUCAGCCGCCCCCGCCGUCAACUGGGCCGAGUUCUACCUCAAUUCGAUCUGGCCUAGCUACUACAUGCUCAAGACCCAGCAGUUCCCGCUGGGGUGCGAACUCAACGCGAUCACCGCCCUUGCCAUCUCUGCCUGCGACGAGCUAGACGGUGUCAAGGACGGCCUCGUCAGUGAUCCCGAGGCCUGCAGGGCAAACUUCAACGUUUCCGCGCAGGUUGGCAAGUCUUUUACGUGCGCGCAGAUUAACUCGACGCUCGAAAUCAGUGAAGCAGCCGCCAACGUGGCCAUCGCCUCCUGGACCGGUCCCCGUUCUUCCACUGGGAGAUUCAUCUACGAUGGGUACGAGAUGGGCAGCGAUCUAUCCGUCAUCGCACCGACAGAAUGCACCGGCAAGGUCUGCACGAGCAGCACUGCUGAGGCAAACGUUGCCUUUGCCUGGCAGGCUUUCGUCUCCAAAGACCCCAAUGCUACGGUGCCUACUCUUACAGACACAAUGUUUGACACGAUCCACCGCGCCACCAAAUUGGUCUUUGCCUCCAACAUGGAGACCGACGAGGCGGACCUGAGCGACUUCAAAAAUGCAGGGGGCAAGAUCAUUACCUACCACGGACUCGCCGAUCAAAGCAUCUCUCCUGGCGGCACUCUCCGAUACUACAACACCGUCUCUGACGUUGUCGGCGGCAACAUUAGCUCGUUUUACAAAUACUAUCGCGUCCCCGGGCUCGAGCACUGCUGGGGUGGCAGAGGAGGACAACCCGAGGCCCUCUUCGCGCAGCUUCGGGCCUGGGUCGAGAACGGGACGGAGCCGGAGUCUUCACCAGUGAUCGUGACGCUGCCGGAUGGAUCGACGCAAGAGCAGGUGCUGUGCCCGUAUCCGCAGAAGGCGAGGUUUGAUGACGCUCUUGAUUCACAGUGUGACGAAGUCAAGCCCAAGUGCGGGCAGUGCUCGAAAGCCCUACACAACUGCAGCUUCGAGUCCUCAACACUAAGCUCAGACCUGGACACCCCAGCCAAUGCCUCUCAUGAUGCCCUCAAUCGUGGCCAAUCUUCCAAGUACUCGAAGGCAAACGAAUCUCGGCAUGAUAUGCCUCAAAGCGACUACUCUACUAGACACAACCAGCAGCUCGGUGUCCCAGUGGCUUCCUCGUCUUCCAGCACCCUGAGCCACACCUCCUCGCCAGGCAGCAGCACAUCGGCCGGUCCAGACUCUCUACUUCUGGGAACAUCCCUAAAAGGACUCAUCCCAUGGAUAUGGACCGUUGAUGAUCUUGCCCUACUGCACCACUUCCUCACCUGCCCAGCUCUGGACCACGGCGACGCAAUCCUCUGGCGUCAAAAGGUGCCCCUCCUCGCCUUCGAAAACCAUUCCGUCCUCCACCUCCUCCUCGCCGUGUCCGCGUUUCAUCUAGCUACCAUAAAACCAGACGAGCGAACGAGGUAUCGAGGGCUGGCAGACAAACACUACGAGGCCGGCCUACGUCAGACCAUGGAACUCAUGCCCCGCCUCAGCCUCGACUCUGCUGGCGUCCUCUACAUCGCCACCACUCUCAUCUGCUCCUGUAGCUUUGCCCGCGGUCCCGCGCCGGGAAAUCUGCUCAUAGUCUCGGAUGGCGUUGAGGUGGCCUGGUUCGAGCUGCUCAAGGGCGUCAGGCUCGUCAUUGAGACGGUCGGCUUCGAGGCCAUCUUCUCAGGCGUCCUCGCUCCUACGCCUUCAGAAGAAAAGCCGCCACCGAGGAAGGACCCGUCAGGCCAGGCUUCAGUGUCGUGUUCAAGCCCGACAGCGUCAAGACCCGUUACAUGGGAACAUGCUCUCGGGCGCAUCGCACAGCUCAUUGCUGACACUGCGGAUCCCGACGAAGUAACUUACAGAAAGAUGAUUCAAUACGUAUCCUCCGCCUUCCAAGAAACCUUUGGAACCUUCGCUGAGCCCACCACCGCGUCCGAGGGCAAGAUGGAGGUGAUUAUGGCUUGCAUCUACCGCACCGAUGACGACUUCGUGCGAUGUCUCAAAAUGAAAAAGACCAUCGCCCUGGUUGUGCUGGGGCACUUUGCCGUACUGGUCAAGAAGCUCGAGUGGCUGUGGUACAUGCGCGGCUGGGCUGAUCAAAUUCUACAAGGCGUGGCGUCGAAUCUAGAUGCUGCGUACUUGGAUUUCCUGCAGUGGCCGAGGAAAGAGAUUGAAAGACUUGAAUUCGCUACAGGGAAUGAGAAUACUUGA
Messenger RNA from Colletotrichum costaricense, 2835 nucleotides. RefSeq lists its product as uncharacterized. The transcript is spliced from 5 exons. The record is from RefSeq and is a predicted model, not a curated record. Bases 1 to 2835 code for a protein of 944 amino acids. Gene Ontology annotation, molecular function: zinc ion binding; DNA-binding transcription factor activity, RNA polymerase II-specific. Gene Ontology annotation, biological process: regulation of DNA-templated transcription. NCBI's taxonomy places the organism in Eukaryota, Fungi, Ascomycota, Sordariomycetes, Glomerellales, Glomerellaceae.